ACUGAAAAUAUAUCGUUCUCAAUUUUUGUUUUGAUGUUUGAAUUGGUUUGAAUUAAUUUUAAAAUUACCUUUGUUAAAAUGAUUUACAUUUAAACUAUAAACCUCUAUCAUGCUAGUGUGUAAUCUAGAAUGAAUCAAGAACAAGAGACUUCUCAUAGCAAUAGAAAGCAAUUGCGCAAAGAUAUUUUAAAGAAAAAGACACGAAAAGAUUUGUAUCAGUCAACGAGGUUUGAUGCGGCGUGCAGGGUGCCGUACUGGGAUAUAAAAGAGCGAAACAAAGCUGUGACACUUCCAGCGUCCGCUUCGAAGAGAUCAGCCCUGAUCGAAAGGUUCAGAAGAUUUCUUUCAUCUGAUCCAGACUUGCCAAAAGAUGAGUUGUCAAAAAUCUGUAGGAACUAUCGAAAACUGGUCGUCCGACAGAGAAAGGACUAUUUGAAAAUUAACGUUCUAUUGAACAUACCGAGCCAGGCUGAAUCAGGAAUUUUAUCAACUGCUUUGCCUUAUAAACAUGAAUAUAUUAACUGUUCUUUUACCGAUAGGAUUCUUGCACCUGUUAUUUAUCAGGAUUUUGAAAUUGAGCCACCCCUGCUCAAACUCCAUGCGGAAUUAAGGAUAAAAGUCAAGGAGAAAUUUCCAAACUUGGAGCUUCCAAAAGUUAAAAAGUAUCCUGUUAAUUACCUCUACGUUGACAAAGACCACAUACCUGUUAUAAACGCUCUAGCUAAACUUCACUUCUGGGAUGGAAUUGACACGUCGAUAGCGCUGAAAUAUCCGGAGUUUAGCUGUGUUGUCACAUACCGAAAGAUUGUGAUUGGAUUCAGUUUCAUAGCUCCUGGGAACCACUUGAACGAAGCCUACAUCAACUACUUGCUUGUACGGCCUAAAUGGAGGAAUUGCGGCAUUGGCAAAAUGAUACUUUACCACCUAAUACAGUCAUGCAAAACUUGGGACAUCACUUUGCAUGUCUCUCCAACAAACCCAGCAUUGGUUCUUUACCACAAAUUUGGAUUUAAGAGCAAUCUUUUAUUGAGACAAUUUUAUGAAAUGUAUGCUCAAACUGAUUCUAAUGAGUCAAACCACUCAUUCUUAAUGAAACUAGAAAGAAGUGAAAUUAAGCCUCAAUAGUCUUUUAAAAAAUAACAAAUCUGAUGAUAUGUAUUCAUAAUUGUUCAGCUCUCCAGAAUAUCGUUCAAAUAUAUAAACAUCAGUCUAAUAUGUGACUGCAAUGGUUAAGUGUUGACCUGUUUAAAUUUCAGCAGCCCUGAAUUAUGAACCAAAGUACUUUCAAACAUUCAAUGAUGGAAUAUUACUGGAACCCGAGGUUGAUAUGACCUCUAUUGUUGUGAACCCCUAUUUAAAAAAUGAAAAAUAAAUAAAAAUUAGUUUUGUCUUUUUAUAAUGUCUUUUAUUAUCU
This is a messenger RNA of Cimex lectularius (bed bug), 1414 nucleotides long. It is a transcript of the gene Atac2, whose product is annotated as cysteine-rich protein 2-binding protein. The coding region runs from base 130 to 1125 and encodes 331 amino acids. The record is from RefSeq and is a predicted model, not a curated record. Gene Ontology annotation, molecular function: acyltransferase activity, transferring groups other than amino-acyl groups. The transcript is spliced from 2 exons. NCBI's taxonomy places the organism in Eukaryota, Metazoa, Arthropoda, Insecta, Hemiptera, Cimicidae.